GCCCAUGGGAGGGUGGCAUGACCUUGCUUCAUCCCCGGCCGCGAAGACGCGGCGUGACCUUGGCUAAGUCCCCACUUCCCCAUCCGCUAACUGGCGAGGCUGGACCGGAGGGUCUCCGCCCGGCCGCUAGGCGUCUUGCGCGGGUACCCCUAUCUCCCUGGGCUGCCUCCGCGCGUCCCACCAGUCCUACGUCUACGCUGCAGGCGUAGUAGCCGCCUGGAGACUUGCGGCCCUCUCUUUUCAGACGCUGGUUUCCGCCGCGCAGACUGGGUGGGCGCGAUUCCCGAACGCGGCCUGCGCUGCGAGCGCGCGGCCGUCCCGCAGGCCGGUGCGGCCUUACGCCGCUGACGCAGCGCGCUCAAGAUGGCGGCGCAGUCGUCGUCGGGGGUGGCGGCGGCAGAGGGGGCGGCGGCCCUGGCGGCAGCGGAGACGACAGCCGUGACGGUGGCAGCGGCGGCGCGGGAUCUGGGCCGAGGGGAAUGAGGCGGCCGCGGCGGGCCAGCGGCGGAGCCGUGUAGCGGAGAAGCUCCCCCUCCCUGCUUUCCUUGGCCGAGCCGGGGGCGCGCGCGUGCGCGGCCGUCCGGAGCGGGCUCCCCACCCCUCGACUCCCGCGACCCGCACCGCACCCCCACCCGGGCCCGGAGGAUGAUGAAGCUCAAGUCGAACCAGACCCGCACCUACGACGGCGACGGCUACAAGAAGCGGGCCGCAUGCCUGUGUUUCCGCAGCGAGAGCGAAGAGGAGGUGCUACUUGUGAGCAGUAGUCGCCAUCCAGACAGAUGGAUUGUCCCUGGAGGAGGCAUGGAGCCCGAGGAGGAGCCAAGUGUGGCAGCAGUUCGUGAAGUCUGUGAGGAGGCUGGAGUAAAAGGGACAUUGGGAAGAUUAGUUGGAAUUUUUGAGAACCAGGAGAGAAAGCACAGGACGUAUGUCUAUGUGCUCAUUGUCACUGAAGUGCUGGAAGACUGGGAAGAUUCAGUUAACAUUGGAAGGAAGAGGGAAUGGUUUAAAAUAGAAGAUGCCAUAAAAGUGCUGCAGUAUCACAAACCCGUGCAGGCGUCAUAUUUUGAAACAUUGAGGCAAGGCUACUCAGCCAACAAUGGCACCCCAGUCGUGGCCACCACGUACUCAGUUUCUGCUCAGAGCUCGAUGUCAGGCAUCAGAUGACUGAAGACUUCCUGUAAGAGAAAUGGAAAUUGGAAACUAGACUGAAGUGCAGAUCUUCCCUCUCACCCUGGCUCUUUCCACUUCUCCUCACAGGCCUCUUCUUUCAAAUAGGCAUGAUGGGCAGCAGAGAAAGGGUAUAUUGAUAAUGUUGCUGUUUGGUGUUAAGUGAUGGGGCUUUUUCUUCUCUUUUUAUUGAGGGGUGGGGGUUGGGUGUGUAAUUUGUAAGUACUUUUGUGCAUGAUCUGUCCCUUCCUCCUCCCAUCCCUGCAGUCCUCUGAAGAGAGGCCAACAGCCUUCCCCUGCCUUGGAUUCUGAAGUGUUCCUGUUUGUCUUAUCCUAGCCCUGGCCAGACAUUUUUCUUUGAUUUUUAAUUUUUUUUUUUAUUAAAAGAUACCAGUAUGAGAUGAUAACCUUUCAAGAAUUUGUCCUAUAAUAUGCUGUACAGUUGAGUAGGGUGGUCGCUUUCAUUGCAGGAUACAUUUAUCUACACAUUAUAUAUUGGACAUAUAAUAUGUAAAUAAAUGACUUCUAGAAAGAGAAAUUUAACUGUUUAAUUUUUUAAGGUUUUUUUCUCUUUUAAUUUGGGCAUUUCUGGAAUUGAGAGCCUUAGAGUUAAUACAGCUUUUUGUUUUUGAUGCUAGUAGCUGGGGAGGUUACCCUGUCCUCUUUCCGUUUCCUAGCCAUCGACUGUAGUUACAUAGGUAUGGGAAGAGUUUAGCUACCUUCAUAGUGCUCCCAGGAUUCAUGGCCUUUCCUUCUUUAUGCUGUAUUUCCAUGCCAAGAAGGAAACCAGAAGAAACUUUUUUUUUGUUUGUUUUUUGUUUUUUUUUAAAGCAAGCUAUGAGCAAAUGGCCUCAGCCCAGAUCUGGAAAAACAAUGAUAGAAAUUGAAUUCUGCCCCACAUGUUGACAGUAGGGUAAACUGGAUUCUUGGGGUUAUUUAUCUAAAAAACUGGAGCUCAGGCACUGUUUCUGUCCUGCUGAUUUGGAACCUUUUCCGUAAUGCUACUUAUUGCCAACAAUAGCCUCUCUUCCUGUCCAUAUAUGCCUUAUGCUGUGCUGACCUGGAUAUCAUCCUUGUACUCUGAAGCAUCCAACUAUACUUUGCAGGUGCAUCAAUGCAGUCCUGUCCCCACACUGGGUAACCGUGUUCCUGAAAAGUAUGUGGGAGAAAUUCAGGUGCUUGCUUGUCUUUGUAAUGGUGCGGCACUUGUGAUUGCAUCAUGGAGCAUGCUCAGAGCUAUUAAAUUGGUCUCCCAUCUCCCACCAGGAUGUGAAAGGUCCACAUGAGAAGCCACGUAAUCAUUUAUUAGAGUGGCUACAUAAUACACUGGCUUACUGCAGACUCUCUUGUUGGUUUUUUAUACAGGUUUCAUGCUGGCUUCAUUUGCAAGUUGUGGUGUUUGGUUGGGAAGUAAGAGGGUCUUGAGAUUGAGGGAUAAAAAGGGGUACACUCACUGAUCCCUGGCUUAGGACAGGAGAUUGUCUCAGUACUCCAGUGGCAUCUCCUUAGCCAAGAUGUGAAAUUAAAAUCAUAGUUCACCUUAUUUAAAAAUUCCAAUAAAGCACUCAAACUUAGAAAAGCUUUUACUUUUCCGUCCCACUAAAAGAAAUGUGUCUUGUAGCCCUGUGUCACUUUGUGUUCAGCACUUUUGGUAACAUCAUUUGGUGAACUUUAAAUUUUGCUCUCUACUCUUAGUUUAUAUCCUCUCUCCCAGUCUUGAAACACAGGGCCAAAGAGCAAUUGUAAUCUUGGGAUCCCAUGAUACCUCUAGGAAAGGAAUUACAUCCCCAGAGAAAGGUCCCAUUGGAUAAGAACAGCACCGUGGGGCUUGAGUCUGAAUGCCAACUUGCUAUACACACAUUCUUCUUAAAAAUGAACACACUGUUUCUUAUCCUCACUUAAAGCAUUCUAAAGUUCUGUUCAAAUAAAUAAAGGGGAAAAUAAAGUAGAUUUAACCACAUGCUAAAUGAAAUUCAAGAAAACACAUUGUUCCAGAUAAAUUCUACCUUUAUGGUUAUGGAUUUGAAAGUAUUUUGCAGGAAAAUAGUCAGUACUCUUUAAAAAGGAUCUACAGGGCCAGGUGCAGUGGCUCACGCCUGUAAUCCUAGCACUUUGAGAGGCCAAGGCAGGUGGAUCACUUGAGGCCAGGAGUUGGAGACCAGCCUGGCCAACAUGAUGAAACCCCGUCUCUAGUAGAAAUACAAAAAUGAGCUGGAUGUGAUGGUGCACACCUGUAAUCCCAGCUAGCCAUGGGAGGCUGAGCCAUGGGAAUUGUUUGAACCUGGGAGGUGAAGGUUGCAGUGAGCCAAGAUCAUGCCACUGCACUCCAGCCUGGGCAACAGCGAGACUCUGUCUCAGUAAAUAAAUAACAAAACAAAACAGAACUGCAGUACUAACAGUAAUUUUUACAUUUUUUUAAUGAUCUGAGUAUGUUUUGACUGGGCUAAUGUUAACAAUAUACUUCCCCAAAAGUGUAGUUUUGAUUGUUGUUGGUGUCUUUGAGUCAGGAAAGUGAAUUGUGCCAACAAGUAUUGUUUAGUGACAUGAAUGGAUUCCUAUUAAUGCAAUUAACUGGAGAGAUUGUGCUGAUGCUUUCUUAACUGACAAAAGGAGGCUUUGUCCAACAUCAGAAUUGUUGAAACUGGUGUUGUUUUCUGUCGCACUGGGAUUCUGGUGAUCUGGGAGUGGUGUUUUUCCUCCCUGGUACCAUAAAUACCAUGGCUGUCUUUACCGAUGUCAUCAUAGUCCUUUAGUGAUAGAUUAGUUAGAACCAUGGUUGCAAUACCUUUAUGUCCCCCAAAGAACAGAAGCAAAAGCAUAAAAACUACCCUAUUUGCAGAAUAUUUCAUUGACAUUGAUUUGUCAUUAAUUCUGCCAGUGCUGAUCUCAUUCAGGCUUGGUAGAAACAGGUUCCUGUGUUUAGGGCAGAUCCCUAGCCUCUCGCUUACAGUGAAUUUGCAUGUCCUAGAUUCUGGUUAUUACUAGAGCAUCCAUUAAAGUCUGCCAAACUCAGGACAGAAAAAGAUAGCAGUGGACUUAAAAUUUUCUUUAGUUUAUAAAUUACAGCCAGUGGGGAAACACUAAUAGGUCAUGUGAUCUUACGGACCAGGAUUUUCUCUGUCUCUCCCCUUGGGUGUGUGUGGGUGCGUGUGUAUGAGACGAGGGCUGCCAGGAGGUAGCAACCACGUUAGAUUUUCUGUAGCCUUCCAGAAACACUGCAGCCCAUGAAACGGGAAUCUUGAUUUUGCUCAUAACAAACAUAACAGGAUGGAACAGUUAGUGGAUUGACUGUGUUUUGUUUUCACAAGUGUCCACCACUCCAUCUGCCCUGCAUGGAGAGGGCUCUCACUGCUAGGUCUAGGCUGAGCCAUCUGGAAGGAUCAAAGGGUGUGGGAGUCUCACCCGCUCUCAGUCUGCAGAAGGUCUGGAGGGUGGCAGCACAGCAGGACUUCCGCCUUCUGCAUUGCGCUGCACAGCCCCAUGGAACAGUGAGGCCCUUGGGGCCUUGCUUCUUGCAGCCUCUGGGGAGCAGAGUAGGUCACUGCCCUCUGGGGGUGUUUUGCAGUAGUUUUGUAAAUGUGUUGCUACAUAGUCAAGUUCCUUUGUGGCAAAGAAAUAUUUUGUUUUGUUCUUAGGAGUCAGCCCAUGUAAUGCCUCUUAGGCUUUCUUGCUUAGAAGAAAAAAGUCACCCUUUGUGGUUUUUAAAAGAAGAAGAAAGUUCUGUGCCGAUUUGUUCAUCCUCCUCCUUCCGCUUCCCUUUUCUCCACAUGCAGUCCUCAUUGGAGGCUCCUGCCAAACCUUCUUAACCAGAGAAGUAAUAGGUAUUUGUUAGACCUGGGUGUAUGUUUCGCAUUAUCCUUCACAUAUUUCACAUUUUCACCUAGUACUUUAUUAUUGCCUUUGUUGAAGUCCCCAUCCUCAUCUU
Messenger RNA from Saimiri boliviensis boliviensis (Bolivian squirrel monkey), 5092 nucleotides. RefSeq names its product nudix hydrolase 3 (gene NUDT3). Gene Ontology annotation, biological process: diadenosine hexaphosphate catabolic process; diphosphoinositol polyphosphate metabolic process; diadenosine pentaphosphate catabolic process. NCBI's taxonomy places the organism in Eukaryota, Metazoa, Chordata, Mammalia, Primates, Cebidae. The record is from RefSeq and is a predicted model, not a curated record. Gene Ontology annotation, cellular component: nucleus; cytoplasm. Gene Ontology annotation, molecular function: bis(5'-adenosyl)-pentaphosphatase activity; endopolyphosphatase activity; diphosphoinositol-polyphosphate diphosphatase activity.